Molecule: messenger RNA, 1098 nt
Organism: Alligator sinensis (Chinese alligator)
Lineage: Eukaryota; Metazoa; Chordata; Crocodylia; Alligatoridae
Gene: HTR1F
Product: 5-hydroxytryptamine receptor 1F
Exons: 1
Coding region: 1-1098 (365 amino acids)
Biological process (GO): G protein-coupled receptor signaling pathway, coupled to cyclic nucleotide second messenger; chemical synaptic transmission
Cellular component (GO): plasma membrane; dendrite
Molecular function (GO): neurotransmitter receptor activity; G protein-coupled serotonin receptor activity
Source: RefSeq, a predicted model, not a curated record
AUGGAUUUAAUAAAUUCAACUGAACAAAACUAUACUUCAGAAGAACUAUUUAAAAGAAUGACAUCCAAGAUUCUUGUUUCAAUUACUCUGUCUGUGCUUGCACUAAUGACAACUGCCAUCAAUUCUCUAGUGAUGACUGCAAUAAUUGUGACAAGGAAACUCCAUCACCCUGCCAACUAUUUAAUCUGCUCCCUUGCAGUGACUGAUUUUCUAGUUGCAGUUUUAGUAAUGCCCUUCAGCAUUGUAUAUAUUGUAAAGGAGACCUGGAUUAUGGGGCAGGUGGUAUGUGACAUUUGGUUGAGUGUUGACAUUACAUGCUGCACAUGUUCCAUCCUGCAUCUUUCAGCUAUUGCUUUGGAUCGGUACCGAGCAAUCACAGAUGCUGUGGAGUAUGCCAGGAAAAGGACACCUAAACACGCUGGCAUCAUGAUUGCAGUGGUGUGGAUCAUAUCCAUUUUUAUCUCUAUGCCUCCUCUGUUUUGGCGACAUCAGACAACUAGCAGGGAUGAUGAAUGCAUCAUCAAACAUGACCACAUAGUUUUUACCAUUUAUUCCACAUUCGGAGCAUUUUACAUCCCCCUGGCAUUGAUUCUGAUCCUUUAUUACAAAAUAUACAAAGCAGCGAAGACAUUUCACAGAAGAAGCGUCAGCCGGAUUGUAAGGGAGGAGGUAAAUGGACAAGUCCUCUUGGAGGCGGGUGAGAGAAGCACCAAAUUGGCUUCAACACCAUGCACAGUUGAUAAGUCAUCUGAUCCCUUGGACUGUGAUAAAAUUAAUAUCUCGUUACGAAGCCCCAAGUCUGAAUCCAAACAAGAUAAAGCCUGGAAAAAACAAAGAAUCUCUAGCACAAGAGAGAGGAAGGCAGCAACCACCCUGGGCUUGAUUUUGGGUGCAUUUGUGAUCUGCUGGCUCCCCUUUUUUGUAAAAGAAGUAGUUGUUAACACCUGUGAGAGAUGUCACAUUUCAGAAGACAUGUCUAAUUUCCUGGCAUGGCUGGGAUACAUCAAUUCUCUAAUUAACCCAUUGAUCUACACAAUCUUUAAUGAAGACUUUAAGAAAGCAUUUCAGAAGCUUGUGCGAUGUAGGCAAUACCUUUGA